Molecule: messenger RNA, 1278 nt
Organism: Symbiodinium sp. CCMP2592
Lineage: Eukaryota; Dinophyceae; Suessiales; Symbiodiniaceae
Source: the annotation of a GenBank genome assembly
AUGGUGCCCAAAUGCUUGGGUGAGUUUCAGGCGUACUUAGACAAGCAUCCGAUUCGAUUCAAUCUCGUGGUGGUCAUUCUGCUCCUUCCGUCGAUCAGUGCAGGAACGUUGCUGCGAGCCUUAGUAGCUGCCGUGGUCACGAGGCAAGGUUUAGUGCUCUCCGCCACCUUUGUGGCCAUACGCAUUGUCGCGGAGUGGCUUGGAAACCUUUACACCUUCUUCUGGUACGUGCAGACCUCUGCGGUCUCCAAGCUGGAAGGGGCUGAACGCUGGAGUUCUGCAGGUUCCUGGUUGGUGCUGGGCUCCGUUGCGUCGUUGGCCUUGGGGCUGCUGACCAUGCUGGUCAUGAUGGCCCUCGCCGAGCCUUUGCUGCAGCUCUUCUCUCCGGCCUCUGUCGACGACACGUCGAUCAUGGUGUCCAUCGGGAUGAUGGCGCAGCUUGUCAUUGCGACUCUUGUUCCAGCGAGGGUGUGCAUCUCCAACUUCUCCGGUGUUGGCUUGGCUCAAUCUGGCAGCAACCUUGUCCUGGUCGUUGGAAUUUACCUUUCCAUCUUCCUGGCGAUCUCAGCCGCUGUGUCUAUCCAGAUUGGGGUCAUGAACGGAAGCGGCUGUGAGCAGGAAAUUGUUGAGGCCAACUUGACUGCACAUCAGGCAGCUCAGGCCAACGGCUGGAACAGCUCUGCGCCCAUCUUCGAUCCAGAGACCUGGGUCUGUUCAAGCGCCGAAGACGUGCUGGCAACCACUGCGCUGGUGGAGUCCGUUUCUGAAUGGACAGCAGCUGCUGUUCUGUGCUUGCUCACUUUCCUCAUCGGGAAGAAGCGUGGGUACUUUUUACCACAUGGCUGCUCGUUGAAGCGAUAUGCCACAGACAAGGACGCGGCUGCAGUGGCCUACGAUGCCUUCAGAUCGCAUGCAGGCGUGGCAGUGCGAUCCAUUCUGUUCAACACCAUGGACAUGAUUUCCCCCGCAAUCUCUUUGGGCAUUGGCGUCACGGAAGCUGCCGUUUUCAACUUUUUUGCAGAGAUGGGCUUUAUCUCGUACACUGUGCCAAAUUUGAUAUCCGCCGGUGCCAUGAUAUUGGGUCCCCGUCUUCUUGGACAGGGAAGAAUCGAUGAAUUCCGACAGCUCGUGCACCUGCACCGCUGGAUUGCCUUGUUCUUCGGAGUUGCAUUUACCGUCAUCGCGUACCUUACUUCUGAAGUUUCGAUUGCCGACGAGUUCACGAACAAGGUGGAUGGCUCGUUGUUUGCGCCGUUGGCUGACGCAGUGCGCCGUUGA